CUACACGUCGAUCUGUUUUCAUGUUACCUCUGGUGGGGGAAGACUUUGACGUUCCAUGAUGUUAAGGUUUUACAUUAAUUAUGUGCAGCUAAUUUGAAUGGAGAUAUUUCCAUGCAUACAGAUGGCAGUUAAAAAUCCCGAAGACAGCAAACUUGAGAUUGUUGUUGUGUUUUGCGUGUGUACUGAGCAUUUCAAAAAAUGAGCAUUGCACUGUCGUAGUCCAGAGACAUUUGGAGCUUUACUCGAAGGAUAUCCAUGCAUCCGUGGCGCUCGUAAUGAAUAGCUUUUAGACUUUUCGGCUUGAAUUUAUUUAACUGAGGAGCUAAUAAUCCACGGGGGUCAUCGCUUUGGUCCAGACACUCCGUUAUUUCACCUGUUACUGGGCUGAUAAACCUCAAAUCCAAGUGCUUAGCCAGCAAUGUGUGGGUGUAGUAAGACGGGACAUGUCCAGACAUGAACACAGAGCCAGACAACUCAGCAAAGAUCGUCUACCACCACUAGGCGUCCAAAGCCAGUCAAGCUUUGACAUGUCAUGCCCGAACCCGCCCAGGGAUGAUGAGUAGUAGUGCUGUGGAUUCUAGCCCUGACAUGUCUCUCUGCGUCUAUUUAAACCAUAGAGCGGCUCUUAGCCGGCUCCCACUCAUCACUAAGCCAGAGCUCAAGCACUUUAUGUACAGGGAGCAGAGUAUAUAUAUAGAAGAUUCUUUGCUAGAAUAGCCAAUUUACCUCUAUUUGCACAGAUUACCUACCAAUAUGGCAACAGAAAGUUGUUUAAGCAGUACUCAGAUCAACAAAGUUGACAACGAAAAACUGGUAAGACCAAAAGUUCAGCUGAAAAGCCUGUUAGAGGAUGCAGGUGCAGAUAAAGAUGUUUUCACCAUGAAGGAGGUUUUGUUUUAUUUGGGGAAGUACAUCAUGAGCAAGGAGUUAUAUGACAAGCAGCAGCAACACAUUGUUCACUGCGGAGAGGAUGCUCUUGGUGCCAUUCUCGGGGUGAAAAGUUUCUCAGUCAAAGAGCCCCGAGCACUCUUUGCAAUGAUCAACAGAAACCUUGUGACAGUGAAAAAUCCAGAUACUCCGUGUACCUUCUCUGAACCCAGGAGUCAAAGUGAACCAGAUCGAGGGCCCGGGGAUACGGAUUCAGACUCUCGCUCAUCUACCUCACAACAGCUGCGCAGGAGGAGGAGAAGCAGUGAUCCUGAGAGUACUUCAGCCGAAGACGAUCCCAGAGAACGCAGGAAGAGGCACAAGUCAGACAGCUUCUCUCUGACAUUUGAUGACAGCCUGUCUUGGUGUGUGAUUGGCGGUCUGCACCGGGAGAGGGGGAAUAGUGAGUCCUCGGACACACAAAGCAACUCUGAUGUAGGUAUCUCUCACAGUGAGGGCAGUGAAGAGAGCGAAGACUCGGACUCUGAUAACUUUAGUGUGGAGUUUGAGGUGGAGUCCAUAGACUCUGACGCCUACAGUCAGAAUGAUGAGGAUUCAUUGCCAGGAGAGAACGAGGUGUAUGAAGUCACAAUCAUUGCUGAGGAUGAAGAUUCGUUUGAUGAGGAUACUGAGAUAACUGAGGCAGACUACUGGAAGUGUGCCGGAUGUUAUGAGCUCAACCCUCCUCUUCCUCGGCAUUGCAAAAGCUGCUGGAAAGUCCGACCCGGUUGGCUUCCAGAAACACACUCCAACAUAGAAAACACCUCCACUAACACUCAACCCAGCACAGAAGACACCAGCAUCACCACAACUCCCAGCUCAGCCUCACAUGACAAACUGCUUCCUUCCAAACCCUCAAGCCCUCUUCCAGAAACAGACGAAGGAGUGGACGUACCCGACGGCAAGUGCUCGCAAUCUCCUGUUGCCGCUAAAGACGAACUUCUCUCCUCCACUGCCACCGGCUCUAUGAGUGACUCUCAGACCUUGUCAUCGCAGCCCUCAACCUCCUCUGGUGGCGGCAGCAGUCAGGAAGAGACCCCAGAGCUGGAGCGCUUCAACAGCCUAGAGGCCUGCCUGCCCGCCACUUGCCUUGAGCCCUGCGUCAUCUGUCAAAGUCGCCCCAAGAAUGGCUGCAUCGUCCACGGAAGAACUGGACACCUUAUGGCUUGCUACACUUGCGCCAAGAAAUUAAAGAACCGGAACAAGUUGUGUCCGGUGUGCCGAGAGCCCAUUCAGUCAGUUGUGUUGACCUAUCUGAGCUGAGACACUGCAGAUAUACCUCUUCUCCUCUCCUCACGUGAAAUUUUGCUUUCAAAUUCAAUAUUUGUAAUAUGUUACUUAUUGAUUAAUACAUUUUAUUUAUGACUCACCAAGCGAGGUUUUCACUCGCAUGCUGUGAAGGAAAUUCACAGAUCUAUGUUUUAAGGGUUGAGUUUAAGGCCUUGGAAUUAAAACUACCACUUAUGAACUUGCAGAGAUUCUGUAUACAUUUUAUCAGCUACUAGAAAUGUUUAUUGUCAUUUAAUUUAUGUACAUGCUUAUGUAUAAGUUUCAUGUUAAUUUAUGUUCUUUGCUGCACUGAAAUGUGUUCUUGAGCUGUAGCUCUUAAGACACCCCUUUAAAAUUGUUCCUCUUGAAGGAAAUGCUCCACUGCACCAUUUUCUGCUGCAAAGACUCAUAUUUUCUCUGAGUGAGGCAUAAUAAAUGAUUAUUUUGAGGCUUUUCUGCUUUUACAGUA
Messenger RNA from Cyprinus carpio (common carp), 2665 nucleotides. Its product is annotated as E3 ubiquitin-protein ligase Mdm2-like. Gene Ontology annotation, cellular component: nucleus. The record is from RefSeq and is a predicted model, not a curated record. Gene Ontology annotation, molecular function: ubiquitin protein ligase activity; identical protein binding. Lineage: Eukaryota; Metazoa; Chordata; Actinopteri; Cypriniformes; Cyprinidae. Gene Ontology annotation, biological process: regulation of cell cycle; negative regulation of apoptotic process.